UGGAGGGCGGGGCCUCCCCGGGCUCCGCCGCGCCGCCGCCUCCUCUCCCUCCUCCUCCCCAGCGCUAAAGCCGGGACUGGACCGAGCGGAGUUGUGCGUGUCGCCGAAGGGGGGUGGGCCGGGGGAGGGGAGGUUCGUUCCGCGGAGCUGCAGCCAGAACCGGGACCUUCAAGCCAGUCUGGUGAAGCAUUUGGCAGAAAUAAGGAAAGCAUCUCCUUUAGUCUUUGUUGUGGAUAAAUAAUACAGGUGAGAAGAUUGGUCAGCUGUAUGGACUUAUGCUUUACUAGGCUAUUCGGUCAUGGCAGCUCAUCUCACAGAUGUGGAUUCUUCAGUCAGUGCAUCUAGAAACUCACCUGUGGAAGAUGAUGAUGUUGUGUUCGUUGAAUCAAUACAGCCUCCAGUUUGUGCUCCAGCAAUAGCUGAGGAAAGAGACUUUGUAUUUGCAUCUUCAAAACAUGAAAAUCCACAAGGAAAUUAUUCCACAAUUCCUUCUCCUUUAAAAGAUUUGACUUCUCAGAAGGGAAGUAUAUCUGAAACAAUUGUUAUUGAGGAUGAAGAGGACACAGAAACAGAUGGAGGGGAGGAGAAAAAUUCUACCAAGUUUACUGAAUGGGGACCUCCUGGAAACAAAAAUAGUGCCAAAAAUUUGGAUUUCUUCGUUUCCAGUCUAUCAAGAAGUAAGACCAAGACUGGAGUAGGACCUUUUAAUCCUGGUAGGAUGGAUGUAGCAGACACACUUCACAGUGGAAGAUUUCCAGCACAUUACAAUCCUGAUUCUUGGAUCUCCCAGUCAGCAUCAUUUCCUCGUAACCAGAAACAACAAGGGGUGGAUUCUUCAUCACCAGUGGCCUCACUUCCUAAACAGAUAUUCCAGCCUUCUGCCCAACAACAACCCUCUAAACCAGUUAAAGUCACGUGUGCAAACUGCAAAAAACCUCUACAGAAGGGGCAGACAGUUUAUCAACGAAAAGGAUCAGCUCACCUCUUUUGUACAACUACCUGCCUUUCUUCAUUCUCUCACAGACGUACUCAAAAGACACAGAAUGUGACAUGUAAAAAAGACUCUCCUAUGAAGACAACAACCAUUAUUCCUCCAGUGGAGUCAAGCAAGUCCUUACCAGAAUUCCGUAAUGCAUCUCUGUCUCCCAAUGAAUGCUACCAGAGUCUCAGAAAAGAAGUUUUUACUAAGUCAAGAUGUAUAAUGUGUAAUAAAUUAGGAGAGGUUCGCCAUGAGAUCAGUGUUAACAAUAUAACACAUAAACUUUGUAGUAAUAAUUGCUUUAAUGAAUACAGAUUGACUAAUGGUCUAAUAAUGAACUGCUGUGAACAGUGUAGCAAGUAUAUGCCCAAGAAUACUGGACACAAGGUCCUGAUUACAGGUCAGCAAAAGAGAUUCUGCUGCCAGAAUUGUGUCAAUGAAUAUGAAGAGAUAAUGGAAAAAAGAUCAAAAUUAUUACUUUUACAAAACAGAAAAAGGAAUGCUACCAGAGAAGAAAAUGAAAGAAAAUUACUUGAAUCAAGCACACUUUCAGAAAAAAUAGAAAUACCAGAAAAAAAGGGAAAGAGCUCAGAGGUAAUAAAAGUUGCAGCAGAAUGUAGCCUAGAUGCGUCACAGAAGGAGCAGCAUGGGAACUCGCCUCCUGAGACAGCCAUGCCUGAUACAUUGCAAGAGCAACCGGGAGACAGACGCUCGGAAGACCCCGCUGUGUCAGCUGUACUGUCUUCAGAUCCAGGCUCGUGGCCCCGGAUUUUGAAUAUGAAACAGCGUGAUAGUCUUGUCAAAAAUGAUCCACCUCAACUAAGAAAUUUCAAUUUUCCAAAAGACAACACAGGGAGGAAGUUUUCGGAAGCGUACUACACACGGAUUCUUCCGAGCGGUGAGAAGACCACCAGAUCCUGGCUUCUCUACUCAGCCUCCAAAGACUCAGUGUUUUGUCUGUAUUGCAGACUCUUUGGAGAAGGGAAGAAUCAACUGAAAAAUGAGAAUGGGUGCAAAGAUUGGCAGCAUCUGUCACAUAUUCUCGGGAAACAUGAGGAAAGUGAAAUGCACAUCAACAACAGUGUUAAGUAUUCCAAAUUAAAAUCUAACUUGAAUAGUAAAACCGAUGAAGCUGAUAUAGAGCGUAGAUUUUAUGAGGAUGGGGAAAAUGGUGUGCUGCUGUUGUACACAUAAUGUCCUGUCUGCUCUAGACAUCACAGGGUCUGCAUUACACAGGAAAGUUUUGUACCAGGAGACAGUACCAUUACAUUGUGGUACUCUUAAGUGGAGGAACUUACGGAAGUUUGUUACCACUAUGUCUAAUAGCAAAUAAAUAGUAAAAAUAUUCCUGUUUCAAAUUGAAAAGCCAUUGGAGUAAAUAAUGAUUCUUGCAGAUUUUAUUAAAGGCAGUUUGAGUUCUUUCACUAUGGGGGUUCUCACCUUGUAAAGUUGUUCUUAGAGGACUUCCACUUAAUGGCCUGAGAGCCAGAAAAGACAAGAUACAUUGUAGAAUAAGCAUUUUUUUUUAACAUUGUUAAAAUAUAUUCAGGUUGGGCAGGGUUGGCACACCCCUUUUAUCCCAGCGCUCAGGAGACAGAGGCAGGUGGGUCUCUGUGAGUUCAAGGCCAGCCUGGUCUUCAGAGUGAGUUCCAGGACAGCCAGGGAUACAAAAAAAAAUCCCUGUCUUGAUAAACCAAAAAGAAAAUAUAUUCAAACAGCUUAAGAACUGAAUAGGAUCAGAAGCUACAGCUGUUUGCUAUUAAACCAAAUUCUUGUGUUUUCUUUCUUUAAAACAUUUUUUCUAUUUGCACAAAUCAGUUCAUUUGUUACAGUAAAUAAAGGUAUUUUGAAUUUUA
This is a messenger RNA of Peromyscus leucopus (white-footed mouse), 2835 nucleotides long. It is a transcript of the gene Zmym5, whose product is annotated as zinc finger MYM-type containing 5. Lineage: Eukaryota; Metazoa; Chordata; Mammalia; Rodentia; Cricetidae. The transcript has 8 exons. The coding region runs from base 299 to 2173 and encodes 624 amino acids. The record is from RefSeq and is a predicted model, not a curated record. Gene Ontology annotation, molecular function: zinc ion binding.